Messenger RNA from Melanotaenia boesemani (Boeseman's rainbowfish), 3030 nucleotides. RefSeq names its product acyl-CoA-binding domain-containing protein 5A-like. Gene Ontology annotation, cellular component: peroxisome. Gene Ontology annotation, biological process: autophagy of peroxisome; fatty acid metabolic process. The coding region runs from base 466 to 2037 and encodes 523 amino acids. The record is from RefSeq and is a predicted model, not a curated record. The transcript is spliced from 14 exons. NCBI's taxonomy places the organism in Eukaryota, Metazoa, Chordata, Actinopteri, Atheriniformes, Melanotaeniidae. Gene Ontology annotation, molecular function: fatty-acyl-CoA binding.
AUUUGUUUAUAAAAAUCAAUAUGUAAUCAGUAGCUAUAUAAAAAACAUCUGAUAUUUUAUUGGCUAAAAUCACAAAUAGUUAGCUAAAACUAAAACUUAGUGUGUGCUCAACCAAAUCUGUUUUAACACAAAGCAAAACAAUGUUGCUACAUGGACAACAACCUUCUUCCAUUGGCCUACAUUACCCAUAAACCUCUGCGCUUUAAUGUCCCACUGAGAGGGGUUUAUGGGGCUUGAAGGACUGGGUAUUUUAGCCUCGAACCACCCAUCACCUAGGCUUAUCCCUACCGAAACUACAUUUCCCAGGUAUGUUAGGGGACCCAAACGUUUGCUGUUUGGCUCAUCCUCGGCCGGAGUGGGGAUUGGCUUGCUGCUGCAUAUUGCAGACAGACACCGGGCUUAGGAAAUAAUUAGGCCUAUUGCACCGGCGCAAGAACGUAGCGUUGGAAAUGUGAGGAGCCCGUCAUGUCAUCCUUGUCUGGACUCGGCAUGGCGCAGGAGGAGCACGAACACAGCCUGGAGGAGAAAUUUGCUGCCGCAGUUAAAGUGAUCCGGAGUUUGCCUGAAGAAGGUCCUUUUCAGCCUUCUGACGACCUGAUGCUGAUGUUCUACAGCUAUUACAAGCAGGCUACUGUGGGGCCCUGUAAUGUCCCCAGACCAAUGGGCUUCUGGGACAAUCGAGGCAAAAUUGAAUGGGAUGCUUGGAGCUCACUAGGAAACAUGACAAAGGAGGAAGCCAUGACGAAUUACAUUGAGGAUAUCCAGCUGAUUUUGGAGACCAUCCCGAUCUCAGAUGACGUGUCUGAACUGGUGCAGAAGCUUGGCAACUUCUAUACAGAGGUUGACGGUGAAGAAGAGGAGGGAAAUGAAGUGGAUAAGAGACCCUUCACCAGACCUUUUGUAGGACAAGAAGAAGAGCUGGUUAGAUCGAUUAAGAAGCCAACAAUGGAAGGCUAUGGGGGUCUGUGGGAUGAUAUACAGAACGUCCAAGAGCAAGACAAACACAGCAGCGUGCUGGAGCAAAGUUUCAGCAGCGAGGAGGCCGAGGGAAGCAGAGAAAGUAGUCAAAUCGAGAGAAAAGAGGAGAGUAGUGAUUGGAGGAGAAGUGAGGAGGAUGGAGAUGAAGACGUGAAAAGAUACGAUGGAGACAAGGAGGAGGACAGAGACUCAAGCCCUGACCCGAGGUUUUUAAUGGUGGAUGACAGGAGAUGGAGGUCUGACACCAAGGGCUCCAACAGCAGCGUGGAGCCCAGCAUGUCUUCCUUCACCAACGGGACACACAGCUCCCUCAACAGCGAGGUGGAGGAGGAGGAACUGGCCUGCUCUUUAGAGUCCAGUGUACAGUAUAACCCAUACAUGCUCUUCAACGGACACUUCAGUGAUCACAGUGAUGCUGCACCUGAUAGCAUCCAUCGAUCCGCAGACUCUGAUAAUGAGGAAUUCUGCGACUCCAUGGAGCAUCUAGCGAUGGAGGUGCUCUCUACAUCAAAAAGCCUCCUGUCUCCAGGAUCGGGAGCCGCCUCAGUGAGGCCCAAUGAUCUUUGGUUUGAGAGCAGCACUACGCUCAAAGAGGCAGAGGAUGAAGGACUCACAGGAGAUUUCUGUCAUCAAGAUGUGGUCAGUCCAAACAAACUAAACAGCUCCUUAUCAAGAAGAGGACGAGGUUCCCCGUCACCACAGUCCACCUGCAGCUCUCCCCGGUGUGUGGAUGCUGCCGGUGGUGGUUUCACACAGAGCAGACAUCCUGUCAAGGGAAACGUCAGCGAGCAAAUAGCAGCGGCUCUGCUGAGGCUGCAGGGCGACAUGGCCGAUGUGCUGCACCGGCUGCACACGCUGGAGGAGCUGAGCAAGUCACAGUCACGAUCAUCUUCACCAAGGCAGGAAGGCUUGUUACCAGUGGCACGAAAGUUCCUCAGACCAUCAUGGUGGCCUUUUGACUCCUCUCCACUCACACUGGCGUUGACUGCACUCUGGCCUCUUAUCACCCAUUUACUUUUUCAGCUUUAUUUACAACGAAAGAGAAGGAAAACCAUGUGAAGUUUCUGACUGUCGACAUCAGUCAAUGAUGCACUUUUAUUACUUUGUGAUUUUCUCCAGCUGCCACCGCAGAUUGAGGCGACAGUACAAAUGAAGAGGUCACAUUAAGUUAAUGAAUGAUCAGAAAGGUGUGGAAAAGGAGUCCUGGCAAUAUAGUGUAGCAUUUUAAACGUACAGGAGACGUCAGAAGUUUAAGAAAGGAAGGAUUAUAAAGUCUGACACCAUUUCUUUCUUACAGUGAGCUUAGUAUAAAAAAAUUAUCUUAAAUAUGACUCAGGUCACUAGAAACAUAUACAGGAACUAUAACUCACAUAACAUGUAACUACAAUAUACUUAAGAUUUACUGACAAACAGUCAUUUCCAAGUUAUUUAUAUCACAUUUAAUUGUUUUUGUGAAACUUAGUUUUUAUUUUUAUGGACGUUGGUGUUUUAUAUGUGUUGUUUGACAUAUUUAAAUGGUUCAAGAGCAUUUCUUUUAAGACCUAAUAGACAUUUAAGGUGAAUUAUAUAGGUAUUUAUGUGUGAAAGUGUGCAUUUAUUUAAUGGGUUUAGUACAUUUAUGAUAAAGUACUUUAGACAUGAACAGAUUCCUGAACCAGCCCAAAAGGUACAGGCCCAGUGGGUGAAUGAACCAGGAAGCAGGAAAAAAAAGAUGAACAAAAGUUUGAUUUAAAAGGGACAGAAAUUAAAAUAUUUUAAAUCAAAUACAGGCAGAUGAACACAUUUCAGCGAAGCAAAACAACCAAAGGCAGAUGUUACAAAAGAAUUCUGCGAGAUUUGCUGUUUGAGACUUAGAAAUAAAAGGUUGUGGGGUUUUGUACAUACUUAGGCACCCCUUUUUUUUUUUAAGAAAACAGUAUUUAAAAAGCAAGGCAGAGUACAGACAAUCCACAGUGGGUCUUGUUAAUAAAAUUGUGCACUUUAAACAAAGUGACUGUGAGUCCAGCUGAUAAAUAUAAAUAUAUGAAGCCAAUAAAAAAAUGCAAUAAAACA